Molecule: messenger RNA, 2772 nt
Organism: Paramormyrops kingsleyae
Lineage: Eukaryota; Metazoa; Chordata; Actinopteri; Osteoglossiformes; Mormyridae
Product: broad substrate specificity ATP-binding cassette transporter ABCG2-like
Biological process (GO): transmembrane transport
Cellular component (GO): plasma membrane
Molecular function (GO): ABC-type transporter activity; ATP hydrolysis activity; ATP binding
Source: RefSeq, a predicted model, not a curated record
CUUUGUCAUGUUCAUCACGUGUUAAUGACCACAUAACCGGCACCAGGUUCAGGGGUGGGGGGAGCGCCAUAACCAAAGCCCUGCCUCCAUCCAAAGUGCACCAGCGUGUGGCGGACGAAUGAGCUUCAGAAGUGCUUCAGAUGGUGGGAAUCGCUGUCGGCAGGAAGUGCAGGGCACAGAGGCAGAGACAGCAGGGCAUAUGAACCGGGACGCUGGAUGCCUCGCCGACAGCAUCAUGCUGACCAAAUUGACUCCGGAGGUCUCGGAGGAGGGACCACAAACCGCGCACAGCCCUGGACCCACCCUGACCUUCCAGAAGUUGCACUACUGCGUGAGGGAGAGCAGGGGCCCCUUCCAGAAAGGGCCUGAAAAGGAGAUCCUGAAGGAUGUCAGUGGGAUCAUGAAGCCAGGGAUGAACGCUAUUAUGGGUCCGACGGGGAGCGGGAAAACCUCGCUGCUGGACGUCAUCGCUGGCAGGAAGGACCCCCACGGGCUUCGUUCUGGUCAGGUGCUGGUGGACAGCAAGGUCGUGACCUCUGACCUGAGACUCAGCUCAGCGUACGUCGUGCAGGAUGACAUCCUGAUGGGCACUCUGACAGUGAGGGAGAACCUGGCCUUCUCCGGAAACCUGCGGCUGCCCCCGGGUCUGUACUCUUCACUGGACAAGGAGGUGAAGGUCAGCCGCAUCAUCGAGGAGCUGGGCCUGCAGGACUGUGCGGAGACCAAGAUCGGGACGGAGUUUCUGCGCGGCGUGUCGGGGGGCGAGAGGAAGCGCUGCAGCAUCGGUAUGGAGCUGAUCACAUCCCCCUCGCUCCUCUUCCUCGAUGAACCCACCACCGGCCUGGAUGCCAACACUGCCAAUUCCAUCAUCGCCCUGUUGCAAAGACUGUCCAGGAAAGGAAAAACAAUCAUCUUCUCCAUCCACCAGCCCCGGUUCUCUAUCUUCCGCCUCUUUGACCACCUUACCCUCAUGAACAAAGGCGAGAUCAUCUAUGCUGGUCUGGCGGAGCAGGCCGUGUCCUACUUCGAGGACCUCGGAUACAAAUGCGAGCUGUUUAACAACCCUGCUGAUUUCUUCCUGGACAUAACCAACGGGGACAUCACUCCAACCCAGGACUCUCCUGAUGCUGUCCUGGGGGCGGAGGACGCAUUGGCCCAGAAGUACAGAGAGUCGCGGUUCUUCAGAGAGCUGAUGGAGCAGCUGGAGACGAUGGUGCUUGCGGUGGACCCUGGCAUGCGGGCCGUCAGAGACAAGCCAAACUACGCCACCUCCUUCCUGUUUCAGCUGUGGGUGGUUUGUGGCCGUACAGUGAAGAACAUCUUGAGGAACCCUCAAACGUCCUACGCCCAGCUCAUCCUCAACGUCAUCUUUGCCAUCCUGGUUGGUCUCAUCUACUAUCAGAUCCCUCACAGCCUCCCGGAGGCCCUGCAGAACAGGAUCGGCGCGUUUUUCUUCCUCAUCAUCAACAUGGUGUUUGGGAACCUCUCGGCGGUGGAGCUCUUCAUCAACGAGCGCGCCCUCUUCAUCCAUGAAAACUCCAGUGGAUAUUACCGCACGUCUGUCUACUUCCUGUCCAAAGUGUUUGCUGACCUCGUGCCCAAUCGCAUCAUUCCUGUGUUCCUGUUCUCCAGCAUCGCCUAUUACAUGAUGGGCCUGAAGCCCGACGUGGAGGCCUUCCUGCUGUUCGCCCUCACGAUGAGCCUGGCCAGCCUGGCCUCCGUGGGUCUUGCCUUCCUGGUCAGCGCCAGUGUGUCGUCCUUCGCCAUGGCAAACAUCCUCAUCGCCCUGCCCUUCGUCUUCAUGAUGGUCUUUGGGGGUUUUCUAGUCAAUCUCAACUCCAUGCUGAGCUGGAUGUCCUGGAUGCAGUGGACUAGCAUCUUCCGCUAUGGUCUGCAGGCAGUGACCAUCAACGAGCUGAAGGGGCAAGUGUUCAGCAGUAACUUCACCAUUAUUACAGGUGAAAUGUACAUGAAGCAGCAGGGAAUUGACUACAGCAUGUGGGGAUUUUGGCAGAACGAGGUGGCCCUGCUGGGCAUAAUGUCAGUGUGUAUGACCCUGGCUUAUGUCCAGCUGCUCCGAAUCAACCGCUGGAAGUGAGGGCAUGUGAGGAAGCCAUGCAGGCCACCUGUCUUCACAGUGCCCCCCGCCUUCACAGUGCCACCUGUCUUCACAGUGCCACCCGUCUUCACAGUGACACCGGCCUUCACAGUGCCACCUGUCUUCACAGUGUCACCUGUCUUCACAGUGCCCCCCGCCUUCACAGUUCCACCUGUCUUCACAGUGACACCGGCCUUCACAGUGCCACCUGUCUUCACAGUGUCACCUGUCUUCACAGUUCCACCUGUCUUCACAGUGACACCGGCCUUCACAGUUCCACCUGUCUUCACAGUGACACCGGCCUUCACAGUGCCCACCUCACUUUCACAUUGUCAUCCCCACCCUCACAACACCCAGUCAUUUAUAGUGAUGAUGUCUUGUGCUCUCUGUAGUGUCUGAGUUUCUUAGCCAUACUUAAACUGGAAAUUGCCAAGACUAAGAAUUGCUUUCUGACAAUGUGUUUUAUCCAAAGCAAAUUUCACAGCUGGAAAAGUAAAAAUGAAAUUCAAGCUAUAGGCACCGAGGUAAAGGGUGUGUGAUGCACAUGCCUGGAUUAGGGAGGGGGGAGGGACCCUCCCCAGUCUAAUCCUUCAUUAAGGAGACUCAGGCUGCUCCACAGCCCAGCCUGCCUGCCUCAGCCAAGCUUAUGCGGUCAUGCUCUAUAUACACUGUUC